Penicillium waksmanii is the source of this 3228-nucleotide messenger RNA. RefSeq names its product ATP-dependent RNA helicase MTR4. The transcript is spliced from 3 exons. The record is from RefSeq and is a predicted model, not a curated record. Bases 1 to 3228 code for a protein of 1075 amino acids. Gene Ontology annotation, cellular component: nucleus. Gene Ontology annotation, molecular function: ATP binding; RNA binding; RNA helicase activity. Lineage: Eukaryota; Fungi; Ascomycota; Eurotiomycetes; Eurotiales; Aspergillaceae. Gene Ontology annotation, biological process: maturation of 5.8S rRNA; RNA catabolic process.
AUGGACGAGCUUUUCGACGUCUUCGAGGACAAGCCUCAGGCGGUUCAACCGUCUGAUGGCGUCCCAAAGCGCUCUAGAAGAGACAAGAGCAGGAAACGUCAAGCCAACGGCAGCGUCAAGGCAAAGGACGCUGCGCCGGUCGAGGAACCGGUCGACACGGCCUCUGCGGAUGAACCCAUGGCCGAUGCAGAGCCAGUCGCCGAUGUGCCUACCCCCGAGAAUGAACAGCCGGAAAUAAAGCGCCAAAGACUGGACGAGGCCCCCGCGCCACUUGUCGCCGAUACCUUCGAAACCGAACAAGAGGUUGAGAUCACCGCCGGUGGACUGCAAGUCUCCCCAGAUUCCUCGAUCACGGUGUCUCACCAAGUGCGCCAUCAAGUCGCCAUCCCACCGAAUUACCCUUACGUACCCAUCUCCGAGCACAAGCCGCCUGCUGAGCCUGCGAAGACAUAUCCCUUCGCCCUCGAUCCUUUCCAGCAAGUUGCAGUCUCCUCUAUUCAAAGAGAAGAGAGUGUGCUGGUGUCUGCCCACACUAGUGCCGGAAAAACGGUGAUUGCGGAAUACGCCAUCGCGCAAUGUUUAAAGAACAACCAACGAGUGAUCUACACGAGUCCGAUCAAGGCGCUGAGCAACCAGAAAUACCGUGAGUUUGCGGCCGAGUUUGGUGAUGUAGGUCUGAUGACCGGUGAUGUUACGAUCAAUCCCACUGCCAGUUGUCUGGUCAUGACUACGGAGAUUCUGCGUUCCAUGUUGUAUCGUGGUUCCGAGAUUAUGCGUGAAGUCGGUUGGGUUGUUUUUGACGAAAUUCACUACAUGCGUGACGCCAAUCGUGGUGUUGUGUGGGAGGAGACCAUCAUUCUCCUUCCCGACAAGGUUCGAUAUGUCUUCCUUUCCGCCACCAUUCCCAACGCCAUGCAAUUUGCCGAAUGGUGCACCAAAAUGCACAACCAGCCCUGUCACGUCGUUUACACCAACUACCGUCCGACUCCCCUUCAACAUUACUUCUUCCCGGCUGGUGGCGAUGGUAUCCACCUGGUCGUGGAUGAGAAAGGAACUUUCCGCGAGGAGAAUUUUCAAAAAGCCAUGGGUGCGAUUGCUGAUAAGAGGGGCGAUGAUCCCAGCGAUGCCCUCGCGAAGCGGAAAGGAAAGGGCAAUGAUAAGAAGAUUAAUAAAGGCGGGAAUAAGGGCCCCUCCGAUAUCUUCAAGAUUGUCAGAAUGGUGAUGCUGAAGAAGCUCAACCCCGUCAUCAUCUUCAGCUUCAGCAAACGUGAAUGCGAAAGCGGUGCCCUCCAACUGAAAAACCUUUCCUUUAACGAUGAUUCCGAGAAGGAGAUGGUUUCCAAGGUCUUCAAUAGCGCUAUCGAGAUGUUAUCUCCGGAGGAUCGUGACCUGCCUCAGAUCGCCAACAUUCUACCCCUGCUGCGAAGAGGUGUCGGUGUUCACCAUUCCGGCCUUCUCCCUAUCCUCAAGGAAACCAUUGAGAUCCUUUUCCAGGAGAAUUUGAUCAAGGUCUUGUUCGCUACUGAAACUUUUUCCAUUGGGCUUAAUAUGCCUGCCAAGACGGUUGUCUUCACCAGUGUUCGGAAGUUCGAUGGUACAAGCCAAAGAUGGGUCUCGCCGUCCGAAUUCAUUCAAAUGUCUGGUCGCGCUGGUCGAAGAGGUCUUGAUGACCGAGGUAUCGUGAUCAUGAUGGUGGAUGACCACAUGGAUCCUGCGGUUGCCAAGGAGAUUGUGCGCGGUGAACAGGACCGCUUGAAUUCCGCAUUCCAUCUCAGCUACAACAUGGUUCUCAACCUUAUGCGUGUGGAUGGUAUCUCUCCAGAGUAUAUGCUUGAACGGUGCUUCAAACAGUUCCAGAAUACUGGCAGCAUCGUAGACCUCGAGAAGGAACUACAUGAGCUGGAAGAAAGGCGGGCGAACAUGGUCAUCUCUGACGAGGGUACAAUCCGUGAAUAUUAUGACCUGCGAAAACAACUUGACGGAUUCUCCGAUGACAUACAAGCCGUCAUCAGUCACCCCAAUUACUCUUUGUCCUAUUUGACAGGCGGUCGUCUGGUUCACAUCACAUACCAGGGUACGGACUUUGGCUGGGGUGUGGUUGUGAAAUACACCCAGCGGAGACCCAAGAACGCCUCGGAGAAAAUCCCUGACCACGAAUCAUACAUCGUUGAUGUGCUCCUGAAGCUUGCCGAGGGUCCUUCUGUCGGUACCAAGUCAUUCCAGGAUUUCCCUCCUGGAAUUCAGCCGGCCAAGGAAGGAGAAAAGUGCCGAUUUGAGGUUGUACCAUGCAUGCUCACUUGUCUUCGCGAGAUUUCUCACGUUAAGAUGAUGCUCCCUAAGGAUCUCACUUCGGUCGACAAUCGGAACAAUGUCAAAAAAAAUCUAGACGAGAUUAAGAGGCGUAUGCCAGAUGGCAUUGCGGUGCUUGACCCCAUUGAAAAUAUGGGCAUUACGGAUGAUUCUUUUAAGAAGGUGCUCAGGAAAAUCGAAGUUCUUGAGUCUCGUCUUGUUGGCAACCCCUUGCAUAACUCGCCUCGGUUGCCAGAACUUUACGAACAGUAUGCCACCAAGGUCAACACAACCACUCAAAUCAAGGAUGUUAAGAAGAAGAUUUCGGAGGCGACGGCUAUUCAGCAGCUGGAUGAGCUCAAGUGCCGCAAGCGCGUGCUUCGUCGCUUUGGCUUCAUCAACGAUGCCGAAGUUAUUCAAAUGAAGGCCCGAGUCGCCUGUGAGAUCAGCACGGGUGAUGAAUUGAUGCUGAGCGAAUUGCUCUUCAACGGUUUCUUUAACGAUUUCACCCCCGAGCAAAUAGCCGCCGUCAUGAGUGUGUUUGUCUUUGAGGAGAAGGUCAAGGAGGCACCUCCGCUAUCCAAGGAUGAGCUCUCGAAGCCUCUCAAGGACAUCCAAAAUGUAGCUCGGACGGUCGCCAAGGUUUCCCAAGAGUCCAAGCUGGCCCUCAACGAAGAAGAAUAUGUCAAUAGUUUCCAUUGGGAGCUCAUGGAGGUCAUGUACGAUUGGGCGAACGGCAAGUCCUUCGCGGAAAUCUGCAAAAUGACCGAUGUGUACGAGGGUAGCUUGAUCCGCGUUUUCCGGCGGUUGGAGGAAUGUCUGCGACAGAUGGCGCAGGCUGCCAAGGUCAUGGGUAGCGAAGACCUGGAGAGCAAGUUCGAGAUGGCGCUCACGAAGAUUCGUCGUGACAUUGUGGCUGCUCAAUCUCUGUACCUGUAA